AUGGACUUGUCAACGGAUGCCACCGAACGCAAGGGUUCUGUGCAUCAUGACACACAUGCUACCCCACCACAGUUCAUCCAAAAGGAGCAUUGGCGCUACCAGAGCAUGCGCAAAGUCGACUUAGAGAAUGACCCAGACAUCUUUGACCUCAGCAAACGUAGCGAGUUCAGCGAAGAUUGGAAAGACAUUUGGCGUCCUGCCGGCAUCAUUCCAGCAGCUCAGAUUGAAGUUGCUUGUAUGGCUUACGCUGGCGGUAAACCAUUAUCAGCACCAGUAGAAGACGCGCAAAUCUUCGAACAUCGUGAUUUCCCCGGUCUCCAAGUCAUCUCAAGACUGCUUCCUCCUGAGACGCAGGUUUUGUUCACAUCAUGCUUGAUGCACAGGGAUCUGGCGGACCCUGGACACAAGAUCAACCUCCAAGCCGAUUUCGAGAUCCCAUAUCCCCCUAAGCCCACGUCCGAGCCCUCGCGAUUUGACAGCAACUUUUUUCUUCGCGAUCGGGCAGCUGAGGCUGACUGUCUUAUACCAAAGUCACCCGACAAGCAAAAGCCAUUAAACAACGAGCAGUUUCUUUACUCAAAACUCCGAUGGCUCACACUCGGCGAACAGUACGACUGGCCGACUCGCAGCUACGCCAAACAUGCUACUCCAUUUCCUGAAGACUUAUCAAGGCUAGUCACUGGUCUUUUUCCUCAUAUCCGGCCCGAGUCUGGCGUAGUGUUAAUGUACUCGGCCAAGGAUUUCAUGCCCGUACAUCGCGAUGUAAGCGAGCAAUGCCAACGUGCACUCGCGAGCUUCAGUGUGGGUUGCGACGGCAUAUUUAUCAUGGCAAAGGGCGAGGAUAAUGGACAAGGAGAAAAUUCUCCGAGGAGCGUCGCUAUUCGCGUCCAUAGCGGCGACGUCGUGCACUUGACAGGCGAUGCACGGUGGGCUUGGCAUGCAAUGGCUCGCUGUAUACCAAGCACAUGUCCGCCUCAUCUUGCCAGUUGGCCAGUCGGCACUCCUGGAGCAACUUCAGCGGAAGAGAAAGCUUACAAGAAAUGGAAGGGUUACAUGAGCACCAAGCGCAUCAAUGUCAGUUGUCGUCAGGUGUGGGAUUAG
Messenger RNA from Bipolaris zeicola 26-R-13, 1101 nucleotides. RefSeq lists its product as uncharacterized. The record is from RefSeq and is a predicted model, not a curated record. The coding region runs from base 1 to 1101 and encodes 366 amino acids. NCBI's taxonomy places the organism in Eukaryota, Fungi, Ascomycota, Dothideomycetes, Pleosporales, Pleosporaceae. Gene Ontology annotation, cellular component: cytoplasm; nucleus. The transcript is spliced from 2 exons.